This is a messenger RNA of Hemicordylus capensis (graceful crag lizard), 4975 nucleotides long. It is a transcript of the gene ANKRD34B, whose product is annotated as ankyrin repeat domain 34B. The record is from RefSeq and is a predicted model, not a curated record. The coding region runs from base 671 to 2185 and encodes 504 amino acids. Lineage: Eukaryota; Metazoa; Chordata; Lepidosauria; Squamata; Cordylidae. The transcript is spliced from 3 exons. Gene Ontology annotation, molecular function: protein binding.
UGAACCCAGUGGGACUGGUUUUCUUCCGAGCAAACGCGACCACGAGCGAGUGGGUAUAUGUCGUAAAUGAGACUCCAUGAAGAGUCACGGCUGUGCAUCUCUGUUUUCUGGGGAGCCACAGAGAGCCCGGCCCGGCCACCGCCUCACCCGGUUUCUCCCCUACUGGGAAGCAAACCCAUCUUGCUUGCAGUUGGCGCCUUCCAUGCCUGACACGGGCGUAGACCGCCCUUCCCCGACGAGGGGGCUCACCAAGACAAAGCGUCCUUGGAGGCAGGAGCUCCGCGCGGGGGCGGCGAGUGCGUGCAGAGGCCAGGAGAAAGCCGCCCCAGCUCUGCUCACAGCAGCCCCAGAUUCCGCGGCUUCUCUCCCUCCUACUCCGCCUCCUCCUCCUCCCCACCUGCGUCCGCCCCUCCGAAGCAACAGCCGCCGCAGGAGCAGCAGAGCCGGAUUCCUGCGCAGCGAGGCGAGCCUCGUGCUGGAGAAGCCAGCUUUCCUCUCGACGCCCUUCGGCGGCGGCUGCUGCUGACUCAGCUACCCUCAGCAGGGGUCUCCUUUGAACAAACAGAGGAAUGGAUGUGUAGAAAGAAGCUGCAUGCUUCACUGAAGUCACUGGAAAAGUCCUACAGUGACAUUUCCAACAGCUACAACCUUCAGCUCAGAAACAGAGGGAAUGGAUGAAGCCAUAGAGCUUUCACCUGAUGGAAACUCCUUGAUAAAAGCUGUCUAUCACAGUAGACUUCGUCUCACAAGAUUGCUGUUAGAAGGCGGGGCUUACAUUAAUGAAAGCAAUGACCGUGGUGAAACUCCCUUAAUGAUUGCUUGCAAGACGAAGCAUGUGGACCAUCAGAGUGUUAGCAAAGUAAAAAUGGUGAAAUAUCUUCUAGAAAAUAAGGCAGAUCCAAAUAUACAGGACAAAACUGGAAAGACAGCCUUAAUGCAUGCGUGCUUACAGAAAGCUGGUCCCGAAGUGGUUUCCUUACUGCUUAAAAGUGGAGCUGACUUAAGUCUGCAAGACCAUUCUGGUAAUUCAGUUCUUGUUUAUUCAGUGAAUUCAGAGGAUAAGGAAACUCUCAAAGUUCUUCUAGAUGCUUGCAAAGCAAAAGGGAAAGAAGUCAUCAUCAUUACAAAAGACAAAUCUCUGUCUGGAAGACAAACUACUAGGCAGUAUUUAAAUGUGCCUCCUCCUGAUAUUGAUGAAUGUCAGUCACCAAGUUCUUGUACUUCUCCAUCAGAAGUAGAAGUUAAAACAUCUCCAUCUCCAGAUGCAAACUCAAAAGAAACAGAAAAGGCCCUCUUUAAUUUUAAAGAGCAUAAUCACCUUGGGAAAAAGGAAGAUGGACCUGAACCACACUCUACUUCAAGAAAAUCUAAUUCAACAUACGCAGGACCUCAAACACAGCACCUGUAUUCCGAACCUUGGAUGAAAGCUUCCUCUUCACUCUUUGAUCAGAAUAAAAUCUCCUCUUUACAAGAAGAACUUCAGGAUAUAACUCCAGAGGAAGAAUUGUGUCUUAAAAUCAAUAGUCUAGCUUUGUCUAAGAGAUUUAUCACCAGACAUCAUAGCAUUGAUAUAAAGGAUACCAUUAAUUUCUUGAAAAGCUUUGAGCAAACUGCCUCAAGAAAAAUGUCAUAUGAUGAAAUAAAUUCUCAUUCACUCUUUGGUGAAACAAGCCACAAUCAGAGUGAAAUUCCUGUAGAUCAGAAUUCCGAUUCGCCCCAAAUGAGUUUUGUUUCAACACUGAAAAACAUCGUUCAAAGAAGAAACCUUGGAGCAAAUCACUACAGCUCUGAUUCACAGCUGACAACCAGCUUACGCCCUCCUACUGAAGACAGCAAAUUGCUUCUAGGGAAGAAAAGGCUUCUCUCCCCAUCUCCAUCAUUGUCCUCAAGUUCCAGAGAACUGAUAGAAAACAUGCCUCCCAGUUUUUUGAGCAGGAGAAAUCAUGCUGUGUUAGAGAGGCGUGGCUCAGAUCAUACAGCCCUGGCUAGAUCUGGUUUCCUUCCUCCUUUAAAUCCUCAUCCUCCAAUACCUGAUAUCUACAAGAUUUCUGCAGUGGCUUCUUGUGGACAAAAACCCCUAAUUCCAACAGCACCUUCAUACCCCAAAGACUUUAAAAGUAAGACUCUGUUAACGAGGAGGCAGUCAUUACAAACCGAACAGAUCAAGCAGCUGGUGAAUUUUUAACAUGUUUUGGACAACUGUGGCAUACAACUAACAAUCUGAUUAUUUUGGAGAAAGACAGUUGGGCAUGCAAGCAUCUUAGUGGCAAGAGUGCAGCACUUCCAAUUCUCUCUCUGUUGAACAUAUGCCUUGAAAUUCAGUUGCAAAAAAUUUUUUUCUGGUCAGUUGCAGACAAGUUAUGCUACAAAAUAUUGCUGCCUUCAUCAUAAAUUUCAUAGCAAAAACCCCCAAGAAAACUAUGGGUAUGAUUCCCAGAUUUUCUGCACCUAAUGUACAGAGAAUACAAACUAGAUUUUUCUGGUCAGAUGCUCUAGUGUUUGCAAGUAAUCAGCUCAGAGUUUUGUAAUCAGUCUACUGAUGCCUUAUCUCUUUGUGUGUGCCCAUUUUUGAACAGCUAUUACAUAACUAGAUUCUGCAUGUUGCUAUACAAAGACUGAAUAAUGGCAACUACCCAGCACAGACUUAAGCCCAUUGAUUUUAAUAGGUUUUGUCACACCUAACUCUGUAUUGUAUUGUGGUUAUUGUCUCUUCCCCCGCCCCUCUUGUUAGAAUAAUGUAACCUCUCUAGAGGUCACAAAUGCCCAAAGAAAGGAGAACAAACUGCUCAAAAAUACAGAUUGAACAACUGAAAGUGGGAAUUGAAAAACAAUACAAAAUUCAGCAACAUUUUAUUAAGAGAGCUAAAAUUUAAUCAAGUUGAUAACAGAUAGAAGAGCUGGUUUAAAUUCCACACACUAUUCCAGCUUUACAUUGGGAAUGUGGCUCUCCUAUUUUAUUUUAUUUUUAUGCUUCUGAUGUAUAUUCUUCCUUGAUUUAUAAGUGUUCCCAGGAAGGUGACUGAAAAUCAGUCAAUGCAGUUUUGCUGGAUUUAACUCAUAGAACACUCUGGGUUUCAAGUAUUGUUUGCAGUACCCAUACAGUUUUUCUCUGGACACAUUCUUGAACUCUAUAUAGAAUAUAAAUAACUUCUAUAUUCUCUCAAAUGCAGGAAGUCCUGGUGAUACAUGAGAAUCUUCUAUACACUUAAAUAGUAAUUAAUACUAUAUUGUUAUGGGCCUGGAUUCUUCCAGUAUCAGAGAGGAAGAGGAACAAGGGAGUAAGAUGGACAUAAGAGAAGUACAAGAGACAGAGUAAGCCCUGAAUUCAAAUGAUGUCUGCUACCUUUAAACCUCCCUCUCUCUCCCCCUUGAAGAACAUGUUGACUAGGCAUUCUGUUCCAAUGACAAUUGGUUGUGUGAAGCACAACUCAUGUGACUUCUCUCCAAGGAAAGAGGGGCAUAAAAGAAUAACUGCAUGGCAGUUAUUGAUGAUGAUGGCAGCUUCCAUCAACAUAGUAACUAGGUUAGAGGCAAAUCAGAAGGUGGUGGUGGGGAGAAAGAUGGGAGAGAGAAAGCAUGCAUCAAGGGAUGCAUGGCAGGAUCUGGGGGACUCUGAAAUUUACCCAUCAAAACAUUGGCUCUAGACCUCAUAGCUAUUAUACUUAAAGUGAAAUAGUAUAGGUAUCACUUAAAGUGAAAGUGAUAGGUAUCCUGUAUUGUCCUUUUGACCACAAUUUCCAGGACCUCACUCCAGUUCUAGCCCUAGUAUAGCCUGUGACUGUGGAUGAGGAUGUGCAUCAAAAGAGAAAUACAGCCAGUUCCAUGAGCCAGGAUGAACAUCAGAAGAUAUACAUCUGCAUCCACAAUGCCCAGGUAUGCAGAAGGCUGCUUUCCCACAUAGAUAUCAUCUUUACUGGAUUUGGGCUGAUGCUUUUAUGAUUAUCCCACAUCUUUCAAGCCCUAUGGAUAUUUGCUAUGAAAAAUGCCUUUGUUAUUUAUUGUGUUUCAUAGUCCUCCUGAUACUGUACAUGGCAGCACUUAUUUCUUGUACUGGAACAGCCACUGUGAAUAAAUUUGUUUUCUCUUCUCUCAGUGAUAACUGGCAUUUCGUGGUUUCCUGAAAAUGUCUGAUGCUUAGAAUCUCACUAAUUUCUGAUCUAAACCUAACAGUUACCAAUUUUACUAACAGGUUUUUCUGACUGAAAAGAGUAAUACUUCAAUUUCAAACUACUUCAGUACUAUUAGUUCUGUAGACUCAAGUAUGGAAAGAUUGCAGAUCUAUAUUAAACAACUGUUUUAUAGUGAAUAAUAUGCAGUUCUACUAUUUUUCUACAUUAUACUUUACAACCAGAUUCUCCUCCGUAUCCACACAAGUCUCCUAUUUAGUCUGUUUCCUCCCAUCUUCUUCAAAGCCUGUCCUCUGCCCAGUCAUGUUCUUGCCUCUCAGCUCCUCACUGUGUUUUCUUACCUGCAGGUGUUGAGCACUGUGAAAAUUGUCUUUUAAGAGGAUUCAGGUUUCUCUCUGUUCCUGUAUUUGCCUUUUCAUAAAUUACAAGUAAGAGCAAUUCACCAUCAAAGGUCUACUGUUUUCACUCUAAUGGGAAGGGAGGCACUAAGAAUUUAGGGUUUAGCAACAGUUUUAUUUAUAUAUAUAUAUAGAGAGAGAGAGAGAGUCCCUUUACAGGGACUUUUGUCAACAUUUUAUUGCUCCGCUAUUAGUUGAUUAUCCAGGGCAUACAGACAUAUUUUGUUAAUUACUUGCUUUCUGAUCAGAAGAAGGAGAUAACGACUAAUGUCGCAAAGUUCUGUGUGGUGGCUAGGAAAGUUAGGCAUCAGAUAAUAGACCAGCUCGUGUAACUUGUUUAUUUGUUAUGCUGAGACAUUAUACCAAACUACUGUAAGCACUGUUGAUUCUUAUUUGUACAUAUGUUUUGAAUUCUGGUCUUUGACCAUAAAUAAACUUGACUUGACUAUA